Molecule: messenger RNA, 1527 nt
Organism: Camellia sinensis
Lineage: Eukaryota; Viridiplantae; Streptophyta; Magnoliopsida; Ericales; Theaceae
Source: RefSeq, a predicted model, not a curated record
AUGGGACCUUCACAAAUGCCUUCCUUUAUUCCUAGAGCCUUUUUUGCCCAUACUCUUUUUCCUGCUAUGUCCACACCUAUGCAGUCCUCUUCAGCACCAUGGCUUAAUAAUCUUCUUCAUGUACCACAAAUAUCAUCAAAUUUGUUGUCUGUUCAUCAGUGUACUUCUGAUAAUAAUUGUAGCAUUACUUUUGACAAUGAGUUAUUUGUGAUUCAGGACAAGCUCACCAACAAGUUUUCCACCUCUCUUAAAAUUUUAAGAACUGAUGGGGGAGGAGAAUAUACUAAUGGUCAAUUUGAGGCUUUUCUCAAAACUUUUGGAAUUGUUCAUCAGCUUAGUUGUCCUCGUACUCCAUCUCAAAAUGGAGUUGUUGACAGAAAGCACAAACAUCUUAUUGAGACAACAAUCACAUUGCUUGAUCAAUCAUCAAUGCCUUUGAAAUUUUGGUUUGAGGCUCUUGCUACUGCUAUUUAUUUGAUAAAUAGAAUGCCUUCUCCUCAAGUGGAUAAUCUCAGUCCCUAUGAGGUUUUGUUUCAAAUGGUUCUAGACUAUGGUUUUCUCAAAAUCUUUGGCUGCAAAUGUUAUCCAUGGUUAAAGCCUUAUACUUCUCACAAAUUGCAAUCAAGAUCCAAGGCUUAUGUAGUCAUUGGUUACCAUCCAAGCUACAAGAGAUAUAAAUGUUUGGACCCUAGUUCUGCUUCAGCUUCUCCUCAUGUUUCUUUCCCAUCUUCUCAUACACCAAAUCAUUCUGAUUUUGUUUCAGUUCAUGUUCCUACCUUUUUACCUUAUGCUUCUAGCCCUGUCUUAAAUAAUCCUGGAUUUAUCUCAUCUCCUUUAUCUUCUUCUCCACCUGGUAUUAAUCUUACUAUUCUUCCUCAUCCUUCUUCUCGCUCUCUCAAUUCUCAUUCUAUGCUCACUCGAAGUAAGACAACCAUCUCUUCCCAAAAUUCAGAUGGCUCUAUUGCUAGGUACAAAUUCAGAUUGGUUGCUAAGGGUUAUCUUAAAAAGUUGGAUGUCUCUGAUGCCUUUCUUCAUGGCAAACUUGAAGAAGAGGUUUUUAUGAUUCAACCACCUGGCUUUGUUACUAGUCAUUGUGACAAUUCCUUGUUUAUUCAAACUACUAAUACCACUUUUACUUAUCUCUUGGUCUAUGUUGAUGACAUUCUUGUCACUGUUAUAGCUUCUUCUUUUGGUUUUUUCUUAUCCCAGUCUCACUAUGCUUCUAAGUUAAGUCUUGUUUGUGGCUUGCAAUAUUUGACCAUCAUUCGCCAAGAUUUGGCCUUUGCUGUGAAUCAGGCCUAUCAACACAUGCAAACUCCUUCUCAAGAUGAUUUUGCUAAGGUUAAACGCCUACUCAGAUUUGUUCAAGGGACCCUCUAUCAAGGUUUGCAUUUUUCUUCCACUUCUUUUGAUCUUCACGCCUUUUUAGAUGCUGAUUGGGCUAGUAGUCCUUGUGAUAGAAGAUCUAUUUCUGGCCUUUGUCUUUAUCUAGGUUCUAAUCUAGUUUCUUGGACUGCUAAGAAGUAG